Messenger RNA from Condylura cristata (star-nosed mole), 6495 nucleotides. RefSeq names its product myotubularin related protein 3 (gene MTMR3). Gene Ontology annotation, biological process: regulation of autophagy. Lineage: Eukaryota; Metazoa; Chordata; Mammalia; Eulipotyphla; Talpidae. Gene Ontology annotation, molecular function: metal ion binding; protein phosphatase binding; phosphatidylinositol-3-phosphate phosphatase activity. The record is from RefSeq and is a predicted model, not a curated record. The transcript has 21 exons. Bases 256 to 3876 code for a protein of 1206 amino acids.
GCGGCGGAGGAGCAACCCGACAAGACGCUGCAGCGGCCCAGGCGCUGCCCCCCGCCGGCCCUGGCUGGGAGCCUCGUGGGGUGGCGGAGGACGCCGUGCCGUGGCGGGCCUCGCCAUGUCCUGCCGCCCGAUUUUCUUGUGAAACUUUGUGAUAGAAAAUUUUCUUGGAACAAAUUUCAUUUGGUAUAAAGAAAAGGACCUGCCAGACACUGACGAAAGGACGGGGAUCUCUUCUCCAAAUCUGGGCCUCCUGUCAUGGAUGAAGAGACUCGGCACAGUCUUGAGUGCAUCCAGGCCAAUCAGAUCUUUCCCAGGAAGCAGCUGAUCCGGGAGGAUGAGAAUCUUCAGGUUCCUUUCCUUGAACUUCAUGGAGAAAGUACAGAAUUUGUAGGCCGUGCUGAGGAUGCCAUCAUUGCCCUUUCUAAUUACAGACUUCACAUCAAAUUUAAAGAGUCUCUUGUUAAUGUUCCUUUACAGCUUAUAGAAAGUGUUGAAUGCCGAGAUAUAUUUCAGCUUCAUUUAACUUGCAAAGACUGCAAAGUUAUCAGGUGUCAGUUCUCAACUUUUGAGCAGUGUCAAGAGUGGCUUAAGAGAUUGAACAAUGCAAUCAGACCACCUGCUAAAAUAGAAGAUCUGUUCUCAUUUGCAUAUCAUGCUUGGUGCAUGGAAGUCUAUGCCAGUGAAAAAGAGCAACACGGAGACCUGUGCAGACCAGGGGAGCACGUAACAUCAAGGUUUAAAAAUGAAGUGGAGCGAAUGGGUUUUGAUAUGAACAAUGCCUGGAGGAUUUCCAACAUCAAUGAGAAGUACAAGCUGUGUGGUAGUUAUCCACAGGAGCUCAUAGUACCUGCCUGGAUCACUGACAAAGAACUAGAAAGUGUAGCAAGCUUCAGGUCCUGGAAGCGCAUCCCUGCUGUCGUCUACAGGCACCAGAGCAAUGGAGCCGUCAUUGCCCGCUGUGGACAGCCAGAGGUCAGCUGGUGGGGCUGGCGAAAUGCUGAUGAUGAGCACCUGGUACAGUCAGUAGCCAAAGCUUGUGCCUCUGAUUCUCGAUCAAGUGGCAACAAACCAUCAACUAGAAAUAGUUCUCGAGGCUUUCCCAACACAGGAGACCUUUCUGAUGUGGAGUUUGAUUCUUCUCUGUCAAAUGCUUCAGGAGCAGAGAGUUUAGCCAUCCAACCACAGAAGCUUUUGAUUUUGGAUGCACGCUCCUACGCAGCAGCUGUGGCAAACCGAGCCAAAGGAGGAGGCUGUGAGUGCCCAGAGUAUUACCCAAACUGUGAAGUUGUAUUUAUGGGAAUGGCAAAUAUUCAUUCAAUUCGGAGGAGUUUUCAGUCUUUGCGAUUGCUGUGCACACAGAUGCCGGAUCCGGGAAAUUGGCUCUCAGCUCUUGAGAGCACAAAAUGGCUCCAUCACCUGUCUGUGCUUCUGAAGUCGGCACUUCUGGUCGUGCAUGCUGUGGAUCGUGAUCAGCGGCCAGUGCUAGCACACUGCUCCGAUGGCUGGGACCGCACUCCCCAGAUCGUGGCGCUGGCCAAGCUCUUACUGGACCCUUACUACCGAACCAUAGAGGGUUUCCAAGUCCUUGUGGAGAUGGAGUGGCUGGAUUUUGGCCACAAAUUUGCUGACCGGUGUGGUCAUGGGGAGAACUCUGACGAUCUCAAUGAGCGUUGCCCGGUGUUUCUGCAGUGGCUUGACUGCGUUCAUCAGCUUCAGAGGCAGUUUCCUUGCUCCUUUGAAUUCAGUGAAGCAUUCCUUGUGAAACUGGUGCAACAUACCUACUCCUGCCUCUUUGGAACAUUCCUGUGCAACAAUGCCAAGGAAAGAGGGGAAAAGCAUACUCAGGAACGGACAUGUUCUGUGUGGUCACUGCUUCGGGCAGGCAACAAGGCUUUCAAAAACCUACUGUAUUCCUCCCAGUCAGAAGCCGUACUGUAUCCUGUGUGCCACGUGCGCAACCUGAUGCUGUGGAGUGCAGUGUACUUGCCUUGCCCGUCCCCAUCCACCCCUGUGGAUGACAGCUGUGCACCAUACCCGGCCCCUGGCACCAGCCCUGAUGACCCGCCCCUGAGCCGGCUACCAAAGACUAGGUCAUUUGACAAUCUGACUACAGCCUGUGACAAUACCGUGCCUCUCGCCAGUCGGCGCAGCAGUGACCCCAGCCUGAAUGAGAAGUGGCAGGAACACCGGCGCUCACUAGAAUUGAGCACCCUGGCUUGUCCUGGCGAAGAGCCUCUUGAUCCUGACAGCCUUGGAAAGCUGGCCAAAGUCCAGGGAGGUGCAGAGCUGUCUGUUGCAGCUGGAGUAGCUGAGGGACAGAUGGAGAACAUUUUGCAAGAGGCCACCAAAGAGGAGAGUGGGGUAGAAGAGCUUGCCCAUAGGGGGAGCGUUGAAGUACAUGUGGUCAAAGAGGAGACUCUCUUUGGGAAGGAGAACAAGGGGAAGACUUCUGAGGGCUCAGGCAGUAUCCUUCAUCAAGAACCAGAACUGGUCAGUGGGGCUCUGAGGAGCUACCCAGACACCACCCUGUCUCUCUUUUCACAGGAUAUCCCUCAGCAGCAGGGUGAACAUGGUGUUCUUCCCAAUUCUUUCCAGGAGUCCCACAGAGGAGAGGAUGUCCUUGAGGAACAACCUCAAAUAGGAGCCAUCCCAGAGGACAGGGAGGAGGAAGCAGUUCUUCCAAUCCUAGUUGAUGCAAAAGUUGGCUAUGGUACCUCACAGUUAAAUUCUCUGUUGCCUUCCCAAGUCCCAUUUGAGGCCAGGGGACCCAACAUGGACAGUUCCAUAGACAUGUUAUUGGAAGAUCAGAAAAGUGGGUCCCAGGGCAUUAAUAGACCUUGCCUGGUAAACAGAGGCAGCUUAGGUGUCAAGGACUUACUUCCUCAAGCAAUGGAGACCAGGCCUUCAGAAAGAAGCCUAGUUGAGAGGCCCCAGGUAGGCUCUGUGGUGCAUAGGACUUCCCCUGGCAGCACCCAUGGCCCAAUGCUUUCUCCUUGUGCCUUGCCUUCAGCCGAAUGUAAAGAGGGUCCUGUGUGCAAUGGUGCCCCAGAGAUGGAAAAUAAGGCCUCAGAGCAGCCCCCAGGGCUUAGCACUCUGCAGAAAUACCCCACUCCCAAUGGCCACUGCACAAAUGGGGAGGCUGGUAAGAGCAAGGACUCACUGAGCCGCCAGCUGUCUGCCACGAGCUGCAGUUCUGCUCACUUAUACUCCAGGAACUUGCACCACAAGUGGCUGCACAGCCACUCUGGGAGACCCUCUGCCACAGGCAGCCCUGACCAGCCCUCCCGCAGCCACCUAGAUGAUGAUGGCAUGCCUGUGUACACGGACACUAUCCAACAGCGCCUGCGUCAGAUUGAGUCAGGCCACCAGCAGGAAGUCGAGACCUUGAAGAAACAAGUCCAGGAGCUGAGGAGCCGCCUGGAGAGCCAGUACCUGACCAGCUCCUUACACUUCAAUGGGGACUUUGGUGAUGAAGUGACUUCAAUCCCCGACUCGGAAAGCAAUCUGGAUCAGAACUGUUUGUCUCACUGCAGCACAGAGAUUUUCUCUGAAGCCAGCUGGGAGCAGGUGGAUAAACAGGACACGGAGAUGACCCGUUGGCUUCCCGACCACUUGGCUGCCCACUGCUACGCAUGUGACAGCGCCUUCUGGCUCGCCAGCAGGAAGCACCACUGCAGGGACACUGACCGUGUUGAUCAAACGUGGAAUUGUGGGAAUGUAUUUUGCUCCAGUUGUUGUAACCAGAAGGUUCCAGUUCCCAGCCAGCAGCUCUUUGAACCCAGUCGAGUCUGCAAGUCUUGCUAUAGCAGUCUACAUCCCACGAGCUCCAGCAUUGACCUUGAACUGGACAAGCCCAUUGCUGCCACUUCAAACUGAAGCUCAGUGACCUGGGGCGGGCAGAGGCAAAGCUGCUGUUCCUCUGACAGGCCCACAUAGCCUGGGCAGACCAAGAGGCCCGUGCAUUUGGAAUGGGGGCAUGGAACCACCUGUGCGGCGUGACAGAAACUUGGGAUGUACCACUGGAUUAUAGAUUGAGUUUUCUUUCCUGCCCCCCCCUCUUUUCCAUACUCCCUCUACCUCCAAAAAAGAGAAAAAUCCUCUAGUUGUGGUCCCCUCCCACCCCCCCUUCUGAUGGAACACCAGAGGUUGCCAGGGCUCCCAUAACUGUUGAGUCACUUGCUAUCAGACAAUGCUGAGGGUUGGCUUAGUUCCUCAGGAUGGUGGAGGCUGGUCAGUCAGGAGUAGAGACCUCAGAUAGUGAGCUGGGGGGUGGCAGGUGGGGGAAGCCAGUGCUAAUAUUUGUGGCCCUUUCUCAUGCCACCACCACAUGGGAGCUGGUUGGGAAACUGUUGCUGCUAGGGAGACUGGAAGUAACUUCCCUAAGAGCACUGCCUUUGGUACCUCUUCCUCUUGAGAGGGUCUGGACCAGUCCCAUUUCACAGAUAGUUAAAGGCAAAUGGCUUCUGGAGGGGUGGGCACAUUCUGAAGACCCCCGCUUUGGGAAAGGAAGGUGUAAUCUUUGAGGCAAGCAAGAAGGUCUGGGAACAGCAAGCAUACCCUCCCCCAUGAGAUGCUGGGAUUCUGAUUUUAACAUGACCCAGAUAUUCAGGGCUCCCUUCACUGUCAGAGGUCUGCUUCCCCUGGCCAGACUGUAGCACUUCCCAUCCUCAGGCAUAAGUGUUCAGAUUAGCUGGAGUGCAGUGUGUCCUGCUGUGGCUAAGGCCAAUGUCAAGACCUAUCCUGAGCCAGACAUAAUCUGGAAGGCAUUCCAGGGCUUGGUCUCCCAAACAAUCUUUCUCGGUCAGCACAGUGAAAUCCAGACUCAGGGUUCCAAAAAUUCCCCAUCCCCAACCAAACAAAUCAUGGAUUUCCCCCCUCAAGGGGCGGGGGCGGGGUAAAAUCAGCCUUUCUGAGUACAAGUCUCUGGAACAGGGAGAAUGUCCCAUACAAUCAACCUCCCUCCCUUUUUGGGGCGGCAGGAAAGGCUCACCAGUCCCACUGCCCUAUUCCUGUGUUGCCUCAGUGGGCAUGUCUGGCUGCUGGUCAGGCCACUUGGUGACACUGCAGGAUUCCUUAGAGAAGUGACAUCACUUAUAGGAGAUGCAGGGCACCUUUCCUCAGAAAGCUUUGGUGUGGUCCAGAAAGAGCCUUAAAUCAAGAAUGUUUGUGGUGGAAGUGGAGGUGGAUAUGGGGAAGAGUGGAAAGAAGUUUGGGUUUGUGCUUUGUAAUCUUGGCAUCCAUAUUUGUGCCUGCCCUUCCUCUUAGAGGGAAAGGGCCAUGCUUGGCUCUGCUAAUAGCUGCUAACUGGUAACAGGGCAGAUGGUGAUGAAAGCUGGGGUGAGGCCAGGGAUCUCUCUGACCCUUAGAAGCAACUCCCUGGCCACGGACAAGUUAUGUCUCAGGAAGGUGGCUCCUGUGUGUGCCUGGGUAUGUUUAAGACGUGGCCUAGAAGCCUUCCCUGGAGCUGUCAGUCCAGGCAAAGCCAGAGCAUCUGAGUGCGUCUUCCCAGUGGCAGCAGGUUGCUCAGAGUUUGAAUUUAAUAAAACAGGGUGUAGUUCUUCUCCACACUUCGUGUGGUCUGACCAUGCCGGUCAGAAGUCAGUCUAAUGGAAUAUUGUGCAGUUCCUAGUGACAGGUGCCAAGAGGUUAUGAUACGGGUUUCUUGGGUCUGAUGUACAGUGUGAAUAAAUGCUUGCAGCUUUUAGCCCUUUUUUGAUCAAUGAAGCACUUUUUUAUUAAUAUUUUUCUUUGUAUGUAAAGGAGGAACCAUAACUCUCCAUAGAUGUACAUAUAACCCUUUUCUCCUAAAGAGGAGUCAGUCAGUGCUCCUAUAUUUUUCAUUUUUUGUCAAAGCAAGAAGUAAAUACUUUAGAAUUGUUAAAUAUAUAAAUAAAGUGAAUAAAGUUUAGUGUUCCGCAUGGUAGCUUUUGCUAACAUGUUCUAAUUUCUUUUCCCUAUGGUUUAUCUGCUCUUCAUCCCUCUUCCCUCUUAUACAGAAGCAGUUUGAGGUGCUGCUGGGAAACUGACACCUGGCAAAGGAAGCUACGAUUUUCGACUCUGGACCUUGGCAAGGAGCUGCUCCCCAGUGCCCGAGCACGGGAACACAGUUCCGUAGGAUGGUUUUGCGUCUAACAUCUUCCAGGCUAAAAAAGGCAAAGUAGUCAGGCAUCUUAGUAAUCAGCAAUUCUUAUCUGGAGAAUUGAGCAUCGAUAGUAAUUAAAACUACCUCUGGCUUCCAGGCUCCUUUUUGCACUGCUCUGAUUAUAGGGCAGUACUCUGGCUUUUCAAUUCUACCCCACCAAGGAAUGUCAUCUGCAGUGGAGUGGAAGGAGACGCUGGGUUGGGAGGGCUGUCGUCAUUCUUGGACGAGAAAAUAUGGGUGGACAGAGACCUUGAGGGCCGAAACAUCAGAUUAAUGUCCCUAACUAGAGGUCUCUGCCCCCUGCUGCCACACACUUCUUAGAUCUGUAACCAACCAAGGCUACAUAAUACAGU